GGAAACGGCUCUUUCUUCCCCGGUGUACAUUCUGCCUCUCUCUUGUUAGAGCACUGAGCCUUUUGUUUUACAAUUUCCACGAACUUCUUUUCACUUGAUUUAUUUUUUUAUUCUUUCAUUGAUUUUUUCUUUAAUUUUUUGAUUUUAUUCUUGAGGGCCAUAUCUUUUAGUGAAGCUUUUUGUGCUUUGUUUGUAAAAAGGAAGCCAGUUUUAGAGAGAGAGAGAGACAAGAAAACGGCUAAAUUUGCUGCAUCUUUGGCUGUGGAGAAGCGGAGAUCGAGGCAGGAAGAGGUUGUUUUGGAGUGGGAGACUUUACAGUUUUGCCCAUUUGUCAACCGAUUUUUGUGGGGGGACCUUUUGGUCAUUUAGUGAUUGCUGAUCUGGUUUUUGGAGAAGUUGCAGAAGUGGGGUUUUUAGAUUGGUGGAAUUUGAAUAGAAAUACCUGGUUGGGGAGAUUCAGAAGGGGGAAAAAGGAGAAAGUCAAAACAAUCGAGUGAAAAGAAGAGAAGCAGAAUGUGGUGGAUGAUGAGUGAAAAUGGUGGACAUUACUGCUCCAAGAAGACUGAUGAUAUCUGCGGUGAUGUGUGUGGACAGGACUCGGGCCGAGUUUUGAGCAUGUCCAGAAUCCGCUGCAUCCUACGUGGCAUUGAUUUAAAGACCAUUUUAUUUCUAUUAAUCCUCGUGCCAACUUGCGUGUUUGGUAUUUAUGUGCAUGGGCAGAAGAUCUCAUACUUCCUGAGGCCAUUAUGGGAAAAACCGCCAAGAAGCUUCAAUGAAAUGCCUCAUUAUUAUCAUGAGAAUGUGUCCAUGGAGAAUCUCUGCAAGCUCCAUGGUUGGAAGAUUCGUGAGUUUCCUAGGCGUGUUUAUGAUGCAGUGUUGUUCAGCAAUGAGCUGGAUAUCCUCACAUUACGAUGGAAAGAAUUGUACCCUUAUGUCACACAGUUCAUUCUUCUUGAAUCUAAUUCAACAUUUACUGGUAGUGAAAAGCUUCUCUAUUUUGCCAAUCAUCGAGAUGAGUUCAAAUUUGUUGAAUCCAGAUUGACUUAUGGAACUGUUCGAGGGAGAUUUAGGAAAGGAGAGAACCCCUUUAUUGAGGAGGCAUAUCAACGAGUAGCUCUGGAUCAGCUUAUUAAAGUAGCGGGGAUUUCUGAUGAUGACUUGUUGAUAAUGUCAGAUGUAGAUGAAAUACCAAGCAGGCAUACUAUAAAUCUCUUGAGAUGGUGUGAUGACAUACCUUCAAUUCUUCACCUUCGACUGAAGAAUUAUCUCUAUUCUUUUGAGUUUCUCGUGGAUAGUAAUAGCUGGAGAGCUUCAAUCCACAGAUAUCAGACAGGCAAGACAAGGUAUGCACAUUAUCGCCAGGCGGAUGACAUUUUGGUAGAUGCAGGGUGGCAUUGCAGCUUUUGCUUUCGCCAUAUAAGUGAGUUCAUAUUCAAGAUGCGAGCCUACAGCCAUCAUGAUAGAGUCAGAUUCAAGCAUUUUUUGAACCCUGAAAGAAUCCAGAGAAAAAUCUGCGAGGGUGCUGAUUUGUUUGAUAUGCUUCCAGAGGAGUACACAUUCAAGGAAAUCAUUGGAAAGAUGGGGCCAAUUCCUCACUCUUACUCAGCUGUUCAUCUUCCAUCGUAUCUAUUACAAAAUGCUGAUAAAUAUAAAUAUCUCUUGCCUGGGAAUUGCAUGAGAGAAAGUGGGUAACCUUCUUAGAUGACUUUCACUAUCUGUUUCUGUAAAGCUUAGGCAAGGUGCAGCUUGUGCGACUCCUUAUGAAGGUCCAAGCGAACAUGUGACAACUGCCAUAUGUCACUUGUGCAGUCGAGCUAAAUUAGGGAAAUGUUUGAAGAUGUGGGAGGAUUCUUGGAUUUUCUAGGGGUCAAUUUCUGUAUAUAGUUUUAUUCUGGAUUUGGUUUUUUAUUCAAGGCAGAACAUAUCCAUUUGACCUGGUGGGCAACUUGCAGUGAUGCUAACGGCCCAGGUUUUUACUUGAGUGUUUGUGCUUAGCAUGGAUAGAAAACUUAAUUCUCCAAGUAUUCUAGAUAAUAGUUUUUAGGUUCUGAUUUCUCCCUAUAGGGGAAGUUUUGUUAUGAGACCAUUUAUUCUUGUAUGUCAUUAACACCAUUAUUCAUUUUAUUUGAUUGCAUUUUGAUCUGC
This is a messenger RNA of Manihot esculenta (cassava), 2145 nucleotides long. RefSeq lists its product as uncharacterized. The transcript has 2 exons. Lineage: Eukaryota; Viridiplantae; Streptophyta; Magnoliopsida; Malpighiales; Euphorbiaceae. The record is from RefSeq and is a predicted model, not a curated record. Gene Ontology annotation, molecular function: beta-1,4-mannosylglycoprotein 4-beta-N-acetylglucosaminyltransferase activity. Bases 514 to 1692 code for a protein of 392 amino acids. Gene Ontology annotation, biological process: protein N-linked glycosylation; N-acetylglucosamine metabolic process. Gene Ontology annotation, cellular component: membrane.